AGAUGAAUCAACGACCAUCAACAUUCUAACAAUUAGGGUUUAGAGAAAGUCCCCAACUUUAUCAAGGAUUCAAGCUAACAAAUGCCCGAGUAGUGGUGAAAAUAACCAGGGAUUGUUAAGCACUCGGGAUCCGUUCAGACAUAACCCUGAGUUAGUAAAAGUUAUAGACGAACCGGUUGACUACAAGGUUGACAAUUCAGUUGGGAAGUUAUUUCAAGAAGAUUGUUAUGAUCCGAUUCAGAUUGAGCUGAAGAAGCAGAAGAACAGAGGAUUCAGAUUCAGAAAGUAGCGAUUUUUCGAUUUAAAGAGAGAGAUCGAGGCUUUCAGUUCAUAUGCUGUUCUGAAGCUUUUGAUCUAAAAAUCACAAAGACAACAUAGAAGGAUGUGGAGAUGGUCUGGUGGCCUCAGAUUUUUUUUUCUUCUUGCUGCAAUCGCAUUCAUCUAUACCCAGGUGAGGCUGUUUAAGGCACAGUCUGAGUAUGCCGACAAAGUUGCAGCUGCGGUGGAAGGGGAAAAUCAUUGCACGAGCCAGAUGCGGUUACUGAUUGAUCAGAUAAGCAUGCAGGAGGAAAAGGUUGUGGCUUUGGAAGAAAAAGCGAAACGCCAAGAAGAGGAGUGUGAACAAUUGAGGACACUUGUUCAAAAUCUUGAAAGGAAAGGUGUCAAAGGCUUGUUUCAACAAGUUCAGGAGCCAGUGGCAGCUGUUGUUAUAAUGGCUUGCAAUCGUGCUGACUAUCUGGAAAGGACUAUUAAGUCUAUCCUAAAAUAUCAUGGUUCUGUUGCAUCAAAGUUUCCAGUUUUUGUAUCCCAGGAUGGGUCAAAUUCUGAUGUUAGAGCAAAGGCUUUGAGUUACAGUGAGUUGACCUACAUGCAGCACUUGGAUUACGAACCUGUGCAUACUGAAAGGCCUGGAGAGUUAAUUGCAUAUUACAAGAUUGCACGUCACUACAAGUGGGCAUUGGAUCAAUUGUUUUUCAAACAUAAUUUUAAGCGAGUCAUCAUACUUGAAGAUGACAUGGAGAUUGCUCCUGACUUUUUUUAUUUUUUUGAGGCUGGAGCAGACCUCCUUGACAAAGAUAAGUCCAUCAUGGCUAUAUCCUCAUGGAAUGACAAUGGGCAAAAGCAAUUUGUGCAUGAUCCUUAUACGUUGUAUCGCUCAGAUUUUUUCCCUGGUCUUGGAUGGAUGCUAUCUAAACCUACAUGGGAUGAGCUAUCUCCAAAGUGGCCAAAGGCUUACUGGGAUGACUGGCUAAGACUAAAAGAAAAUCAUGAAGGGCGACAGUUUAUUCGUCCAGAAGUCUGCAGGACAUACAACUUUGGUGAACAUGGUUCUAGUUUUGGCCAGUUCUUCCACCAAUACCUUAAACCUAUAAGGCUGAAUAAUGUCCCGGUUGAUUGGAAAUCAAUGAACUUGAGCUACCUGAGAGAGGAUAAAUUUGUGAAGCACUUUGCAGCCCUUGUGAAAGCUGCAAAGCCUCUUUAUGGAACGGAUCUUGUUCUGAAGGCCAAUAAUGUAGAUGGAGACGUGCGUAUACAAUACAGAGAUCAACUAGAUUUUGAAGACAUUGCACGCCAAUUUGGCAUUUUUGAAGAAUGGAAGGAUGGUAUACCAAGAACUGCAUAUAAGGGAGUUGUUGUUUUUCGAUACAAAACCAUAAGGCGGAUAUUCCUAGUUGGGCCAGAUUCUUUGGAACAGCUAGGUAUCCAAACCACUUAAUGUCCAAUGAAUUUGUGGUGCAGAUCAAGAGUGUUGUAGCUUAUUUCUUCAGACACAGUGGAAACAACCAAACAUGUUUUAACCAAACAUCUUCUUGGCUGGAGGUAUACAAUCUCUGUAAGUUGUCACGAACCCAGAUGUAUUUGCUCUUAAGAAAACUAGUAGAUUUAUUUCUUAUUACAAAAUGUCAAGUUGGUUACAUUAAAUGAUAUAAAUUACCAUCGAGUAAUAGUAGUAGUAGUCAAUCCAGCCAUUUUGAAAUGUAUGAUUUCUUUUUCUUUCUGACGGUUGUAUUCACUUGUUUUCUAAUAUACAACAUUCAUUUUGAAG
Molecule: messenger RNA, 2047 nt
Organism: Cynara cardunculus var. scolymus (artichoke)
Lineage: Eukaryota; Viridiplantae; Streptophyta; Magnoliopsida; Asterales; Asteraceae
Product: alpha-1,3-mannosyl-glycoprotein 2-beta-N-acetylglucosaminyltransferase-like
Exons: 19
Coding region: 383-1717 (444 amino acids)
Cellular component (GO): Golgi apparatus
Molecular function (GO): alpha-1,3-mannosylglycoprotein 2-beta-N-acetylglucosaminyltransferase activity
Source: RefSeq, a predicted model, not a curated record